AUCCACAAAGAGUGAACAAGAAACGCAGAACCCACGAACAAAAUACGAGAAAAAGAAAAAGAGGAGAAAUAAAAACGGGAACAAGAAGGGGGGGAGGUUGAGAAAUAUGUUGAUGGAAGCAGCAAGCGCUGCGAGCUCGGUGUUCCUCUACCCGCAACCAGCGAUCUUCCGGCGGUUACACUCACUGGGCGGUAACCGCUCCGCAAAAACCCUGCUGAGAAGAGUCCCGCACCUAUCGAGGCUCUCGUCCACCGCCCGCGCCGCUGAUUCGACGCAGCACGCCCCGCCCGUCGCCGCGUCCUCAUCGAAGACCGUCGUCCCCGAUAACGACUUCUCGUUGGCAAAGGUCUCUUUUGGUGUUAUUGGAUUAGCAGUCGGCGGUACACUUCUUUCAUAUGGGUUUGGUGCUUACUUCACUAUUCUCCCCGGAUCCGAGUGGUCUGCUUUGAUGUUGACGUAUGGAUUUCCUCUUGCAAUCAUUGGUAUGGCCCUGCAGUAUGCCGAGCUGAAACCGGUUCCAUGCAUAACCUACUCUGAUGCAGAGACCUUGAGAGAAACAUGUGCUACUCCUAUUCUUAAACAGGUGAGGAGUGAUGUCAUAAGAUAUCGUUAUGGAGAUGAACAGCACUUGGAUGAGGCACUGAAACGAAUCUUCCAGUAUGGCCAGGGUGGUGGUAUUCCACGACGUAGUGCACCAAUAUUACAAAUGAUCCGGGAAGAAGUCACUGAAGACGGGAAAUACUGUUUAGUCCUUGUUUUUGAAGCGAAACUCUUGCAACUGUCUGAUUUUGAGAAAAGACAGGCAAAAUUUACAUCAUUCUUUGGACCAGGGAUCACUGCUGAAAUUGGGACAGGGGAGAAUCCAGAUCUAUACGAAGUUCGCCUCAUUUCUGAAAUGAGUACACAAUCAAGUUAAUAAGAGUAGCUUUCUUCCGUGCCACUUCAAUACCGUCCAGCCUUCUUUUCUUUCCUUUUUAGGUGGCUAUCCUAUCUAUAAUUGUAUUAUUUGUUAAUAGUUACUGAAUUUUAUUUACAGUUUCUGAUCUCAGCUGGAAACCAAGCUGAUAGCCAUGUCAAUGUUUCCCGAUUUUUGUUUGUCCAUCUUUAUUAAUUCGAAAAUGCUUUUUGGCUCGCACUUUAACGUGCGAGCCAACUCGCUCAAAGACAAAGGGGUGGGACCCACUGUGCUAGUGGGGCCCACCCCACAGUGGGUCCCACCCCUGUUUCUGUGUGAGUUGGCUCGCGUGUUAAAGCGCGAGCCAAAUAGCAGCGUUGUUAUUAAUUA
This is a messenger RNA of Asparagus officinalis (garden asparagus), 1285 nucleotides long. RefSeq names its product thylakoid membrane protein slr0575. The transcript has 9 exons. The coding region runs from base 107 to 916 and encodes 269 amino acids. NCBI's taxonomy places the organism in Eukaryota, Viridiplantae, Streptophyta, Magnoliopsida, Asparagales, Asparagaceae. The record is from RefSeq and is a predicted model, not a curated record.